UUAGCCUUUCCUUAUUUGUUGUUUUUACUUUCUUGAUUACUUAAAAGCCUAAAAUAUUAAGCCUGUUCACCUUAUAAAACACAAUUUGAUUCAUAUUUGUCUGAACCAAACAUUCCUCACGAUGUUAAUAUUAAGUCUAAUAUAAACAACAUCAUAAUUACACUCUCGCAACAAAGUUGGGUAAGUCUUUCAGAUAUUUUGAAGAAAUUCAGAGGGAACAUUUUUCUUCUAAUAAUAUGACUGCCAAAAAUGAUUAAAAUCGGGUCAUAACUUCCCUGGCUCCCAUAUACCUAAUUUAGGGUUUUCAAACAUUCAAUGGACUUAUUACUACAGUAGAAUCCGGUUAUAACGACUCCGCUUAUAGUGUCCGUCCGGUUAUUGCGACGAAAACUCGAUGGCUUGGUUGGUCCCCAUACAAACUUAUAUGAAAGAGCCUCCGCUUAGUACGUCUCCGCUUUUAGCGACUAAAGCAGCAACUACAUAGCUCGCGAAUGCGAAUGCAAACGUUUGACAGUUGAGUUGAAUACACACGUUCUUAGGGGAUGAGCUACAUAGCUUUCGCAUGUUUUCGCAACCAACGCUCCGAAAUUCGAACUCGGAUUCGAAGACGCACAGAAGUUGAAAAUAUUCUACUUUCAAAUAUUCUACUAAAUAAAUACUUUUAGAUCAUGGAUGACGAAAUUUUAAUUAACGAAGUGCGUAAUUUAAUUUUAUGCAGAAGCUGUAUGUUAGGCUCGAUGGAGAUAUCUUAGAGAUAGAUAUGUUAGAGAAUGCUCAAAAAGAACCUACGCUUAUGGAAGUGCAGCAGACUCACCCGAUAUGGAAUGGCCAUUAUUUUCUCAAUUAGAAUUUCUAAGAGAAAAUGUGAAGCCGCGGAAAAUGACAUCAAGCAUAUCAGAGACUGAGUCGUCGUCUGGUUCAGCAAACACAGUACAAUACGAGAACUAUGAUGAUAUGAUCGAGACAAUUCUCGAUGAUUCUAUGCCGCCAGAACUUCCUUCAACGAGUGAGAAUUCGAGAAGUAAAAAACGAGAUAACCAUGAAGUAGGAGAGCAUUUAAUAACAUUUAUGGAUACCAUGAAGGAAAUUGUUCAAAAACGCUCGGAGAAAAGUAAGCACGACAGUUUCCUUCAGAUGGUAGGAGAAAAAAUUUGUGAACUGCCGGAAAAGGAACAAGAUGAGGUAGAAAAAAUUUAUUUUAAACCAUCUUUUUGAAAGAGUUGGACGUCGCCAGGCAUAGUUUAUUUUUUAUUUAUGAAUUAUUAUUAUUUUUAUUUUUUUAUUUAUGAAUUAUUAUUAUCUUU
This is a messenger RNA of Zeugodacus cucurbitae (melon fly), 1304 nucleotides long. RefSeq lists its product as uncharacterized. The transcript has 2 exons. Bases 820 to 1215 code for a protein of 131 amino acids. NCBI's taxonomy places the organism in Eukaryota, Metazoa, Arthropoda, Insecta, Diptera, Tephritidae. The record is from RefSeq and is a predicted model, not a curated record.